GUCAGAUUGUAAACUCCAGAGGCGUUGCUGAUCGCCGACGGGGCAGUUUUACCAGUAGAUUGGUCCACGCACGAAGCCUCAAAUAUCUAAAACGAAUGCAACGUGAUCUGAAUGUACUGCAACUCCAAUUACACAUCGCCAAGAUUGACAGUCGAUGCCAAGUCGGCAGCCAAGAUGCCCAGAGGGAGACACGCGAGAAUUGAGUUUGGGUGUGGCCGCUAGGGUAAACACGUCGUCGCAUUGGAAUGUCUCGUUUUAAUUGCAGUGACAGGGUUCUAGACCACCCCCCUCUCGGCGGAGGAGAUGAUAUCGAGCAAGAACCCCGCCGAGCCAUCACUGCUAGCGCGCAGGAAAGCUUAUCUUAAGCUUGUUCAAAGCUGCCUAGCGUCGCUGGCAGGCUUGGCACAUAAAGACACUGAAGCCCAGGUCUUUGAAUGCUCUUGAGGUUUGUUUUGAGACAGACAUUCUAUACUCUCUUCUCUCUUUUACUGUAUUGUCGGACAGUAAAGUCACUCAACAUGUCUACAUCACCGCACAAGGAUGAGGUCAAGGACGAGACUACGGUCACGGUACCUCACGAUGAGGAGGCGGGCUCGACCACUCAGGGCGAGGGUCACCUCAAGCGUGAUCUUCGCAGUCGACACAUGCAGAUGAUUGCCAUUGGAGGUGCUAUCGGUGCUGGUCUCUUCGUCGGUUCUGGUAGUGCUCUUCACAAGGGAGGUCCCGCGUCGCUGGUAAUUGGUGAGCAGCCCUAUCUCAUCAUCGGUGUCAUGUUGCUCUGCACCAACUUGGCCCUCGCAGAAAUGGCUGUUCUAUAUCCCGUCAACGGUGCCUUUUACACCUACAUUGUCCGCUUCGUCGAUCCCUCUUGGGGCUUCGCCUGCGGUUGGGAAUAUGCUCUGUCCUGGCUCACAGUUCUUCCUUUCGAGUUGAUUGCUGCGUCCAAGACUAUUGAGUUUUGGCGCACUGACAUCCACAUGGCUGUUUGGGUUACUGUCUUCCUUGUCGCUCUCACCAUUGUUCAGAUCUUUGGUGUCCGUGGUUACGGAGAGGUCGAAUUCGUCCUGUCCGCCAUCAAGAUCUGCGCUUGUUUGGGAUUCAUCAUCCUCGGUAUCAUCAUCAACUGUGGUGGUGUCGGUGAUCAGGGCUACCUCGGUACCAAGUACUGGCACGACCCUGGUGCUUUCACCAACUUCAAGGGCUUCUGCGCUGUCUUCACCGUUGCCGCCUUUGCCUUUGGUGGUACCGAAAUGGUUGGCCUCGCUGCCGCUGAGACGGCUAACCCCCGAAAGUCUGUCCCCACUGCUUCCAAGCAGGUCUUUUGGCGUAUUGCUCUCUUUUACGUCAUCAACCUCUUCAUUGUCGGCAUCAUUCUCCGAUCUGAUGAUGAGCGUCUCCUCGGUGCUUCUGGCGCUAACACAAAGGCCUCGCCUUUCGUCCUCGCCAUUCAAGAUGCAGGCAUCAAGGUUCUGCCCUCCAUCUUCAACGCCGUCAUCACCAUCUCCGUCUUGUCCGUCGCCAACUCGUGUACCUUUGGUUCAACCCGUACCAUGCAGGCUAUGGCUAUGCGUGGCCAUGCCCCCAAGUUCCUGAACUACAUCGAUGGCAAGGGACGUCCCAUCUACUGUGUCAUCAUUCAGCUUGCUUUCGGUCUGCUGGCUUAUGUCGGAGAGUCCAAGAAGGGAGGUACCAUCUUUGACUGGCUUCUGGCUUUGUCGGGUCUUGCUUUCCUCUUUGUUUGGGGCACCAUCUGCCUCGCUCACGCCCGUAUGCGAUCUGGCUUCAAGGCCCAAGGCAUUGACCUUAACCUUGUCCCUUACAAGACUCCCUUCGGUGUCUGGGGCAGCUGGCUCGGCGUGUUCCUCAACGUCAUUGCUCUUAUCGCCACCUUCUACUCUUCCCUCUACGCUCCCGAUGGCUCUCCUCCCAAUGCCGAGGCUUUCUUCAUGUCUUUCCUCGCUGGUCCCAUUAUUCUCGUCCUGUACCUUGGUUACAAGGUCUAUUCCCGCGACUGGAAGUUGUAUGUCAAGGCCAUUGAUAUGGAUCUCCAGACUGGCAUUGUCCUCCUUGAUGAACCCGAGCAUGAGGCUCCCUGGACAUUGAAGAAUGCGCCAAGACGCUUGCUCUCGGCUAUUAUCUAGAUAUCUUGGCAGAAAUUGUCUUUAAUUAGUUUGCUCCGGGCGACAGUAGUUUAAAUCUCAUUCAAUAUACCUCCGUCUUACUGUCCUCAAUG
This is a messenger RNA of Fusarium redolens, 2233 nucleotides long. Its product is annotated as amino acid permease/ SLC12A domain-containing protein. The transcript is spliced from 6 exons. Bases 435 to 2141 code for a protein of 568 amino acids. Gene Ontology annotation, cellular component: membrane. Gene Ontology annotation, biological process: amino acid transmembrane transport. NCBI's taxonomy places the organism in Eukaryota, Fungi, Ascomycota, Sordariomycetes, Hypocreales, Nectriaceae. Gene Ontology annotation, molecular function: amino acid transmembrane transporter activity. The record is from RefSeq and is a predicted model, not a curated record.